AUGAAUUUAUUGAUCCAAUUUUUUAGUGUCAUUCUAUUGUAUAUCCAAAGAAAUCCGUAUGUCAAUGCACAGAUACAAAAAAAUCCAGUUGAUGCGCAAGCUGUUCAGCAAGUGCUUGCCCCUCAACACAUGCAACCACAAGCGCCAGUACAGCUGCAAACUGCUGCCCAGGCACCGCAACAAAAGUUAGCAGUGAAUCCACCUAGUGGUCAGCAGCAAGAGCUCGAUACGUAUAGGAAGCAUCUAAUAGAUUACGAAGAAUGUAAAGAAGAUGUACAUAAACACUGCUUACGCCCUGGAGUGGAACUCAAAAGUGAUAUGGCAGUAUUGGAAUGUCUUCAAGACGUUAAAUUAAGCGAAACGGAACUUCUUACUGCUCCGUGUGAACAUUUGAUUUGGGAUUUCAAAGUUAAUUUGACUCAAGAUGAUCAAUUUCGCCAAGCGUCUAAACUUUUCUGCAAGGACGAAAUGAUAGCUAAUCCAAAUUUAGCUCAGUGUGCAGAAAUAAUAAAACCUGGUUAUGCACUCUCAUGUUUCAUCGAUUUCAUACUAAAUUUGCCGAGAGAAUCGAGGUGUUUUCAGUUUUUGGAUCGUUCUGCUAGACUUGCAUUCUCUGACUUUCGUGUUGUUGGUCCGUUUGUUGCAGUGUGUAAAAAUACAAUUCAAAGACUUCAAUGUGGAACAUUGACUCCACCAUCUGCCCAUGCUAAAGCUCGAAUACCACAUUCCCAAGGACAUACAUUAGAAUGUUUGAUAAGUAAAAUCUAUCAAACACAACAAAAAGAUCCCAAUGCAGCGCCAGUAGUUGAUGAAGCAUGUCAACAUGAAAUCAUGCGAAUAGCUGAAUUACAAACCGAAGAUUUCCAUCUCGACAGACCACUUUAUUUUGCAUGUCGAGAAGAUCGAGAGAAAUUUUGCAAAACUGUCCAAUCAGGACAGGGAAAAGUACUCGAAUGUUUGCUUACUCAUCGAACAGAUCCAAUGAUGGAGCCGGAAUGCUCAAAGCUUUUGGCAGAACGAGCUAACAUGAUGGGACAAAACUAUCGAUUAUCGCAUCCAUUGCUUAGUGGUUGUGCAGUAGAAUUGAAAGAGUUCAGUUGUUCACCAUCGGCAUUAUUUUCUGGCUCUCCAAAUUUUCAUCUGAGCUGGGUGCUUUUGUGUCUGGAAAAUGCGGCACAUGCAAAUCCGAAUAAAGUAUCCAACAAAUGUCAACAUGAAAUGGUUUCACAUCGUAAAAUGAUGAUGAGCGAAUUUCGGUUGAGUCCAGAAGUUGUUCUAACCUGUGGCAGAGAAAUCGAUAUGUUCUGCAGUCCAAAAGGUGAUAUUGAGGCGGAAGGUCGAACUCUUCAUUGUUUAUUAAGUCACGCACAAGAGCGUAACGAAAAUCGGAGGCUUGGUCCGCAGUGCAUGCAAGCCCUUCAAACUGUCAUGAAGAUCGCCGACGUUGGUUCUAAUUACAAAGUGGAUGAAGUUUUGUAUGCUAGCUGCAAAAGCUUAAUUGAUGGUCCAUGUGCAAUGGAUGCUCAAUCCGAAGCAAACACUUUGGGCUGUUUGAUGAAACAUAUGGAUGUUGACAUGCCGAAAGAAUGUGAACAACGGCUCUUGGAAGUGCAAUACUUUAUUUCUCGAGACUGGACACUCGAUCCGCAGCUUUAUUUAGCAUGCCAUGAAGAUGCUGUUUCCAAGUGUUCUGCUAAUGCUAACUGGCAUCAACAGCCGAAUCAACAAGGACCAGAUCCUGGACCAGUCGUACUUGCAUGUCUCUAUCGUGCAGCUUACAAUGAUAAGAAUCCGCUGAAGCCUGAAUGUGCUGCAAGUGUGCGUCGUGCAUUGCGUACUCGUGCGGUUCGUGUAAAUUUGAUGCCAGAUAUCGAAUCUUCGUGUCGGGAGGCUCUAUCAGAAUACUGUUCCACCGAUGUAAAACCCACUCAAGAAAUGAAAUGUCUUCAAGAGUAUUUCCAGCAAGAUAAAUUCAUAAAAAAGUAUAGCGAAUGUUCUGCCGCUGUAAGCGAUUAUACGAAAAUGAUGGCUAAAGAUACUGCUUUGAAUCAAGCACUUACAAAAGCUUGCAAACCUGUCAUCUCGAAAUAUUGCCAACAAUAUAUUAAUGAAGAGAUUGAUCAUGGUGAUGUGUUGGAAUGUUUACUAGAUAACAAAGGCCGACCAGAAAUGACUUCCAAAUGUCGUUCAUAUGUUAAUCAUUUUGAGCUUAUCACUCUACGUGACUUCAAAUUCGAUGAACAUUUUGCACAGUACUGUUCGAAUGACAUUAAGAAAUAUUGCACAGAAGUCAAUACCGACAAGGCUGAAAUAAUUCGUUGUUUGUCGACAGUUAUGUUUGAGCAUAAAGUGCUGGGAAUAUCAGAUGACCUAGAAAAAGACUGUAAAAAGUACUUGAAGGCUGCAUAUCUUCAUCAAGAACAGGUGAAUUUCGAUGAUAAGUCGCAUAUGAUGGAUGCUGACCCUACGCUGAUGAAGAAAUGUAGUCAGGAACUGGAUCGGUUAGGAUGUCGACAAGAAAAAUAUUUUGAAGAUGUAGUUGAAUGUCUACGUUUAAAAUAUGAUGAGCUAGGUCUAGAAUGUAAAGCAGUUGUUUUUACACGGGAGAAAAUCGAAGCAGUAGAUAAUCAAUUUGAUGAUGAACUCCAGCGUCAUUGUCGUGCUGACAUAGACAAAUAUUGUCAUGCAGAAGAAGGUGAAAGAGUGUUGGAAUGUUUGAAAAAUAUGAAAAUUCUGCGUUCUCUAUCAUCAAAAUGCCAAAAAAUUGUUUGGGAAAGAAUGCGGGAGCAAGCUAAGGAUGUGCGCUUGAAUAUUGGUCUUAUGGAAGCUUGCAGAGAAGAGGCCGAGCGAUAUUGUCCUGAUGAUUACAAGAAAAUAAACGAUCCGCAGUAUGCAAAGAAAACACUGGAGGGCGUUUUCAUUAUGUGUUUGCGUUCGCAGUACGCUAAUCCUCAGAAAUCAAUACAUUUGAAUGCUAAAUGCAAAGAUGAGAUAGCGAGCAUUAUUUUGGAAAGCGAAUUUGAUGUUCGUUUAGAUUCACAGCUGUACAAAGCUUGUAAAAAUACUAUUUCAAAGCAUUGCUCUAGUGAUGUCAUAAAGCGUGGUGGAACUUUCGAUUCAGUUUUAGAAUGUCUCAAAGCUGAUUUUAGGCUUGGUACCAUUAGAGAUGCCGAUUGCACAAGACAGAUUGGUAGACGCUUGCAAGAAUCAUUAGUUGAUAUUCAUCUUGAUCCGGUACUGCAUGAAGCUUGCGCUAACGACAUUCAAAGACUAUGCUACAAUGUGCCGCCCGGUCAAAGUCGAUUGAUUGUGUGUUUAUUGGAUUCUUUGAAGAGUGAAGGCACAAAACUUUCACCAGUUUGCAGAGACAGACUUACGGAACGAAAUAAUUUGUGGAAUAAAGCUUACAGGGAACAGCAGAUAGCAUUGCCGGAAUCAUUUGCCGAAAUGGUAGACGUUGUAGUAAGCCACCCACAACGAAAUUCAUUACUUACUUGGUUUGGCAUUUUUAUCUUAAUACUGUUCCUCUUUGGAUGUUGCUGUGGACGAGCAACGAAACGUAUAAAACGUGAAAUGAAAAAUCGUUGA
Molecule: messenger RNA, 3588 nt
Organism: Brugia malayi
Lineage: Eukaryota; Metazoa; Nematoda; Chromadorea; Rhabditida; Onchocercidae
Product: Cysteine rich repeat family protein
Exons: 26
Coding region: 1-3588 (1195 amino acids)
Cellular component (GO): Golgi membrane
Molecular function (GO): fibroblast growth factor binding
Source: RefSeq, a predicted model, not a curated record